Messenger RNA from Fusarium graminearum PH-1, 522 nucleotides. RefSeq lists its product as uncharacterized. The transcript has a single exon. Lineage: Eukaryota; Fungi; Ascomycota; Sordariomycetes; Hypocreales; Nectriaceae. The record is from RefSeq and is a predicted model, not a curated record. The coding region runs from base 1 to 522 and encodes 173 amino acids.
AUGAUCUGUUCAGCCGCAGUGGAACAUGAAGUUCAUCCGAGGAUCAGGACAUAUCAACAUUCCGGUAACUUGGGUCACGAGCUGUCACUGCCCCCACCUACCCCAACCCCCAAUGGUACCUUGAUCUUGAACCAACAAAGGCCUGGAACUUCCAUUCAGACAUUCCAUUUGUACGAAAGGUUCUAUACGAAAUAUCAGGUUGAUCUUGUGAUAUCCGACAAGACAUCAGGUAGAGUAAAGCCAUUGAGUACCGAGACUCUGCUCUGUCUUCUCUAUCAAUAUGAUCUAUGGUUACUGGUGUCUUCAAUACUGUCUUCCUUUGAGACAGGACAAACAGAACUUGCCAAGUCUUCCCAGCCAGGCAAUUAUUUCGUGUUAAUGAUCAACCCCGACUUAACAUAUCGAUUAGGGAAGGACCCUGAUCAUAGCCAACCUCUAAAUUUAACCGUAAUUACACGGAACACCUUCUUCCACCAAUUACACGACUCAUUCGCACGAACCCCCAGGAUUUACACAGUAUAA